This is a messenger RNA of Plectropomus leopardus (leopard coralgrouper), 1551 nucleotides long. RefSeq names its product shadow of prion protein 2 (gene sprn2). Lineage: Eukaryota; Metazoa; Chordata; Actinopteri; Perciformes; Serranidae. The record is from RefSeq and is a predicted model, not a curated record.
UUACGUAAUAAUGUUUAAAUCUGGUAACAGAGGAGCUAUAACAUAAGUCGAAGCUUCGGGAGAGUUCGUUAAGUGCUCUGGUUAAAUAAUUGUGACAAAAUUAGACACACAAAUGCACACCCACACACACACACACAGGUAUUUAUGUGUGAUGUCAGUGUUGCAGCAGCUUACUGCAGCCAAUGAGCAGGUGUGAGACGCAGUGAGCCACUCCACCUGAUAGAGAUUGUCUGGAGGAUAACAGGCCGGCCCCGAAACAUACUUCUUACUGUCAGAGGAGUCUGAGCUGCAAACAAACGCUGCGUGUUUUUCACUGUCAGGAGAGGAACGUCAUCUGUUUCCACCGAAAACAGCAACUCAACAGGAUCAGAAAUCAUGUCUGGCCUGCAGAAGCUCCCCCUCACAGCCUUCCUCUGCCUGCUGCUCCUCGCCACACUUCUGCCCAGCUCUGAGGCCCGGCGUGGCGGUGGUGGCCGCGGUUUUGGAGGUGGUGGUUUUGGCCGAGGUGGAGGUUACAGCCGCGGCGGGGGCUACAGACCGGCCCAGAGCAGCGGCCCCAGUGCGGGGAAAGUAGCCGGGGCAGCUGCAGCGGGUGCCAUAGGCGGAGCAAUGCUAGGGUCUGCCCUGAGCCGCCCUGGGUACGGUGGAGGAUAUGGAGGCUAUGGUGGAGGCUAUGGAGGGUACGGAGGAGGGUACGGAGGAUAUGGAGGGGGCUACGGCUACCCACGAUUUGGAGGUGGAGGUGGCUUUGGCCCCAGGUCCGGCUACGAGCCAGAGGGCUCUGGAGAUAUGGAGUACUACACCGGAGCAUCCAGCGGUCCCAUCUACAACAGCAUCAUCGUGGUCAUCGGCUCCCUGAUGUCCCUGCUAAUGGGCCACCUGGUGGCAGUCAUGUAGAGCUGGAGGCCGAGCCGCCAUCCCAAAAACCACACAUGGGACCAAACAAACCCUGAAUAAAAACAGAAAGCGGUACUAUCUCCGGUUUAAAGUCUAAUAUGAUCCUUGAAUACUGAAAAGCUGCUGCCAAUUUGUUUACACUUCAGUGACCCUCCAUGAGGACAGGAGGAGGAAUUUGACCCCUUUGACCUCUACAGCACCUCAGUGUGACGUACUUCAAUCUGCACAUCUUCUGAUGAACAAACCACUUCCUGUAGAAAUAUGUCAGAGAUAGUUUGACUAAAAUGUUUUCCUCGCUCCCAUUUCUCCCAUUUAAAGUCUUUUUUUUAUACAUUUUAAGAUUGUUUUUGAUCAAGUAUGAUUUCUCCUUACAGAAUCUGUGAAGAUUCAUUAGGAGUAGACUGGACGUAGGUGACGUCUACCUCAACAAGUCAUGUGAGGACCAAAGUUUAAGAGCAGCUACUUCAUAAGAUAAUGCCAUUUCCUAGUAUACUUCAUUUUCAGUUCAAUAUUUUAGACAGUUUUUUCAAUCUGUUUCAUAUUCUGUUUGCUGUGCAUAUUUAAGUGAGUAUUAAAAUGUUUACGCCUGUAAAUGUACUAUACUUUACCUAAUCAAGCACGUUUUAUGCCAUUUUGUAGACUUUUAUGUUUAAA